Medicago truncatula (barrel medic) is the source of this 914-nucleotide messenger RNA. Its product is annotated as cold and drought-regulated protein CORA. The transcript is spliced from 2 exons. The coding region runs from base 55 to 684 and encodes 209 amino acids. NCBI's taxonomy places the organism in Eukaryota, Viridiplantae, Streptophyta, Magnoliopsida, Fabales, Fabaceae. The record is from RefSeq and is a predicted model, not a curated record.
CUUAGUUUUAUCAUAGUUCACUACUAAAUAUCACAUUUGAACAAAGUUUGAACAAUGGAUUCAAAAAAGGCAAUCCUCAUGCUAGGCCUCUUGGCUAUGGCUCUUAUUUCCUCAGUGAUGUCUGCUAGGGAAUUAACUGAAACUUCCACUGAUGCCAAAAAGGAAGUUGUUGAAAAGACUAAUGAAGUAAACGAUGCCAAAUAUGGAGGCUACAACCAUGGUGGUUAUAACCACGGUGGUGGUUACAAUGGUGGAGGUUAUAACCACGGUGGUGGUUACCACAACGGUGGUGGUGGUUACCACAACGGUGGAGGUGGUUACAACCAUGGUGGAGGUGGUUACAAUGGUGGUGGAGGCCACGGAGGUCACGGUGGUUACAAUGGUGGAGGAGGUCAUGGUGGUUACAAUGGUGGAGGAGGUCAUGGUGGUCACGGUGCUGCUGAAUCUGUUGCCGUGCAAACUGAGGAAAAGACUAAUGAAGUAAAUGAUGCCAAAUAUGGUGGUGGUAGUUACAACCAUGGUGGAAGUUACAACCAUGGUGGAGGUAGUUACAACCAUGGAGGAGGUAGUUACCACCACGGUGGAGGUGGUUACAACCACGGUGGAGGUGGACACGGAGGACACGGUGGAGGUGGUCACGGUGGUCACGGUGCCGAGCAAACUGAGGACAAAACUCAAAACUGAUCAUAAUGAUAUCUAUCUUCAUGCACCAUGCACUCUUUCUCAGUAAUAUAUUUCAUGAAUAAAAAUAAUGUUGUGUGUUGAUAUAAUGGUGUAUUUAUCUAUCUUGCCACUAUAUAGUAUAGAUAGAUAUUUCUUCGGGAGAAAUCAUGUAUAAAUUUGCAUCAGACUAUGUAUUUGUAAUGAUGAUAAGCUUUUCCAAAAAAUGAUGAAUGUGUUAUCUUGUCUUAUUA